UGUAUGGGUGUUUCCUUUCUAGCAUUUUUUUUUUUUUUAAUGUAACUAAAAUCACUAUGGGGACAUUUCAUGGAUACAGAUACUUUUUUGUUGCACAAUGUUUUUUAGAGAACACAAUGAGGAAUCAGCAGUAAGGAUGCACUGCAAGCUGCAAUCAUUGGUCCACAGCAAGUCUGCAUCUUGCAUUUCCAUCCUGAUUCCAGGGAAAGGCAGUAGGCAGCACACAGCCCCUUUGCAGGUCUAAUUGCCCCUGGCUGGGCUGGGCAAGGUGUCUAGGAAAUGACUCCUCUAUCUGCAGCAGGUAUGCAAGGAGCUUAACAGGCUGAUGUCCCUCAAUUGAGACAACAGAGGGGAUGCUAAUGCUGCUUGUGGUGCUGAGGCUGUUGCUGGGAGAGUCUGCUUCUGCGACAGGGGAGGACAAGACGAACAGUUGAAGGAGCCUCACAGCGCAUGCUCCUUCCCAAACACUGACUUAUAUUCUCAGUCAAGGUAUCAAGGAAAAAAAAUCUGCAUUUUUUAGAAAGAAGAACGUCCACUGAAGAAAAAAAAUAAAAAUAAAUAAAUAAAGAAUACUCCUUUCAGAGUAUUAGACAUCAACAGAUCUCUUGACAGUAUGACACAUCAGAAGAAUGAGAGAGAAGGAUGUGUACCAAGACACCAGCUCAGUUCUUUUUGUGGAUUACAUUUGAAGUAAAAUGUAUGGAUCUACCUUGUGCUUGCCCUUGUAUAUAGACCAUGAGACUUGACUGAAGCAAUAUCUAUAUCGUCCAUCUAUGGCGAACGAUAGCCAUGCAUCUGACAACAUCCUGCAAAAUGUGUCUCCUUUAACAGCAUUUUUAAAACUGACUUCAUUGGGCUUCAUCAUAGGAGUCAGUGUGGUGGGCAACCUUCUUAUCUCCAUCUUGCUAGUGAAAGAUAAGACCUUGCACAGAGCUCCAUACUACUUCCUUUUGGAUCUUUGCUGCUCAGAUAUCCUAAGAUCUGCUAUUUGUUUCCCAUUUGUGUUCACCUCGGUAAAGAAUGGUUCUACGUGGACUUAUGGGGCUCUUACUUGCAAAGUGAUUGCAUUUCUUGGUGUUUUGUCUUGCUUUCACACCGCGUUCAUGCUCUUCUGCAUAAGUGUGACCAGAUACUUAGCCAUAGCGCACCAUCGAUUUUAUACAAAAAGGCUGACCUUUUGGACUUGCCUGGCAGUAAUUUGUAUGGUGUGGACUUUAUCUGUAGCUAUGGCCUUCCCCCCUGUUUUAGAUGUUGGCACCUACUCCUUUAUAAGGGAGGAAGACCAAUGCACAUUUCAGCAUCGUUCCUUCAGGGCCAACGACUCUUUAGGAUUUAUGUUACUCCUCGCCCUCAUACUUCUAGCCACACAGCUUGUCUACCUCAAGCUGAUAUUUUUUGUUCAUGAUCGAAGGAAAAUGAAGCCAGUCCAGUUUGUAGCUGCCGUAAGCCAGAACUGGACUUUCCAUGGUCCUGGAGCCAGUGGGCAAGCAGCGGCUAACUGGCUCGCUGGCUUUGGAAGGGGCCCCACACCACCGACCUUACUGGGAAUAAGGCAAAAUGCAAACACCACAGGCAGGAGAAGGCUUCUGGUUCUAGAUGAGUUCAAAAUGGAAAAAAGAAUCAGUCGAAUGUUCUAUAUCAUGACAUUCCUUUUCCUGACCUUGUGGGGUCCAUAUUUGGUAGCUUGUUACUGGAGAGUUUUUGCAAGAGGUCCUGUGGUGCCAGGGGGAUUUCUAACAGCAGCUGUCUGGAUGAGUUUUGCCCAAGCUGGAAUCAAUCCUUUUGUCUGCAUUUUCUCUAACAGGGAGCUGAGGCGCUGUUUCAGCACAACCCUUCUUUAUUGCAGAAAAUCCAGGUUACCAAGGGAACCUUACUGUGUUAUAUGAAGGAGCAUCUGCAGAAAUGUUUAGGCUUGUGAAACACUACCCUUGUCGGCAAAGCAUUUGUGGCCUGUAGCCAUUUCUUGAGAAGAAGAUCAAGAAUGGAACGUCUGCAGCAUUGUGCAUACUUUGCAAUAGCGCACCUGUAAUCCUAUUUUAACCUAAAGUGCUCCUGCAGGCCACCCGAGGAAGGUUUGUAAUUGAAACAAAGGACUCAACCCAUGGAUCUAAUUUUAUAUCUGUGGUUGAAAGUUAGAUCUUGCAAAAUGGCAGGUGCUACAAUUCACUGCUGAAUGCUGUGUAUAUCACCACAUUAAAAAAAAAAAAAAAAAAAAAAAAAAAAACAACACAAAAAACAAACAAGAUAAACCCAGAAAGGUUAGCAUUUGGACAUCUAAAUAAAUUGAAUUGAGGUAAUGUGUUAAUAAACAUGCUUUUAAGAGUUUGAAGACUCUGAAUAUUUAAUAUUGUUUGGGGGUUUGUUUUUUGUUUUUUCUUCUUCUUUUGCAAAAAUUGACAAAUGAGAAUUUAAAAUACUGUACCCGAUUAAGGAUUUGUCAUGCAUUAUUGGAUUCAUCUUACUAAAAGGUUGCUUUACUUUUGUAAAUCUUGGGGAGCAUUUCAAAGCAGUAUUUUUUUGUUAAAAUUAUAUUCUAAUUUUUCAAGUAUUCUUUCGAUAAACAAUUGAAGGUUUUCUUUAAGAGUGAUACUCGCAAUUAAAUGUAAUCUGUGUUCUUUUUUUUUUUUUUUUCUUUAAUUUGGCAAAUAUUAAUUUAUCCUUUUGUUUCGGACAAACCUAGAUAUCAAUCUCUUUGGCAACAUAAUAUGCUUAUUGCAGUAUUAAAGGAUUUACAUAUGGAACACUCACAAUGAUACAGAAUACAUCAUGUUGCCUUAAUGGGUUACAUAGUAUCAUCUAUUUUAUGUGAGACAAUUGGAUCAGUCACUUGUGGUCAGUCUCUUGGGAGGGCAUGAAAGAUUGUUUGUACCAUGUCUUUCAUUUCACUCCCAUUGUUCCCCAAAUCAGUAUGCACAUUGCUUGGGUGAGCGCCGCCUUUCAUAUGUGCUACAAAUUCGGGUCCAUUGUAUGAAAUACAGGCAGUUGAAUAUGUUUAUAUUUUUAAGUCAACUGUCGUGGAGAGAACAGAAGCAUUGGUAUUAUAUUUUGCACAAUUUGUGAAGCAUUAAUUCUACGGAAGGCACAGUCCUGUUUAUACUUUCUGCACAUUUUGGUGUAUUGGUUGUUUAAAUUAUUUUAUUUUUAUUUAUUUUAUUAUUAUUUUUUGUUCUUGUGAAAACCUAUCAUUUUUAGUAUUUUAGAAUAACAUUAGAGUCUGUGAGUCUUUCUUUCCUUCUUUAAGAUACAGAUGUGUGUGAAAUUGAAAUAUAAAGUUGCAUUUGCCAAAUUUUUUUCUUGUGUAGCCUGU
Messenger RNA from Pelobates fuscus (common spadefoot toad), 3307 nucleotides. It is a transcript of the gene GPR85, whose product is annotated as G protein-coupled receptor 85. Gene Ontology annotation, biological process: G protein-coupled receptor signaling pathway. Bases 774 to 1886 code for a protein of 370 amino acids. The record is from RefSeq and is a predicted model, not a curated record. Gene Ontology annotation, molecular function: G protein-coupled receptor activity. Gene Ontology annotation, cellular component: plasma membrane. NCBI's taxonomy places the organism in Eukaryota, Metazoa, Chordata, Amphibia, Anura, Pelobatidae. The transcript has 2 exons.